GCUUAGGUCUAUGUGCAUGCCAUUGUCUCACAUCACAAACAUUUCUCACACAGCCGAGACCAAAGAGAGACUAGGGACAUGUUCGCUGUUGACAGAGCGGGCGGAACACACGGUGAAUAGGGGCUUCUGAACCCCUUCCAGAAAAUGGGCUUCUCUGCCCUUUCAACCAAAAGAAUAACCUGAACCUCACAGCUACGUCCUGGACCCAGUUUGAUGACAUAAUUUGCGCAUAUGCUUUUGUUAUUUUGAACUUUAAAAUGUGGGAGAUGGUGGUGUUGUCGAUAGCGAGGUCUCCUCUCCUGUUGUCCAGGACAAGAUGGCAGCAGUGCAGCAGGCAGACUGUGCAUGGUAUGGGUAGCUUGUAAGUCCAUAACAUGUUCGGAGAGGCCCUGGAUUCUAUCAACUGUUACUCUAUAUGAAGGUCAGGUCUGAAAUCCUCAAAUAGGAAGAUGUCACACAGAGCUGAUGGUGUGUUAGGGCUGGGCGAUAUAUCGACUUUUUAAGGUAUAUCAAUAUAUUUUCAUAAUGCAUUGAAAUAUGACUACUUUAGACCCUUGUCAAUAAUGUUAGUGGACAGUAAAUUGAUUUAUAUUUACUAUUUUAAGGAUUUGCUUUAGAACAUGAGUCCAGUCAAGUCGGUAAACCAUUUCCCUAAAAUUUGUAUCUUUUGUGGUGGUAAAUACACAGAGGAAAACUAUCUCAACAGCUCGUGUUCUAUAUUGUAGCCAUCUCUGUCAUAAGGUCAACUAUCGUCAAUACACAAAGAAGUGACCAUAGUGGUCCAGUCAAGAGGAGACUCCGAUGUGCACUUGAACUGACACAGAGAUUUUCUUUUUUCUCCUUUACAGUCUGGGCUUGCUCCUGACACUUCAGCAAAUAAAUAUAUGUAUAUUCCCCAAGAACAGUGUGCGGAUUGUUAAUUAUAUUAUGCAUUUAAUAUAAAUGCUUAUAAUGGGUCCAUUAUUUAAAAAAAGAAAAUAAUGAAAACCUAUAUGCACUAUUCUUGCAGUUCAGUCUUGUUCCACUUUGAAAAAAAUGCAGCAUGUAUAUCGUGCAUUGCCAUUCUGCCUAAAAAUAGACAUACGAUUGUUGGUCCAUAUUGUUCAGCCCUAUGGCAUUUGUAUUGUUAAGGUUUACUCUGAAAGAUCGUUUUCUGAGAGAAAGAGAAACUGGGGAGCCAUCCAUGGAGUUUUUCCCCCUUUCGUCUAGCCCAAAUGUGAGUCCAGAUGCUAAAUGGCAGAAGGGGGUCCUAAAGCGUUUUUGUGUAUGGCCUCACAAGUCUUGGUCUACCCACCACAUGUUUAUCAAACUCAGACAAGUGCCUUUUGCAGCGUGAAGAAACUCAAAGUCGAGCCCAGCAACUGUGUUUACCAUGAAAGAGCCUACCCACGGACUUAUUUGAAUGGUAGAACCCUUGGCAUCACUCACCCGACGAAACUCGCGCCUUUGUUUCAGUCAAGAGAAGCAGCGGGUGGCAGACCCCGCGGCGGGCAGGACUUUUCGUUGCAGACGGUUGCUGUGAGAGGUGUACAGCGUGAGCAACCCACAGCAGCGGCGGCACAGCCCCAGCACAGGGCUGUCCCCUCACAGGGAAAGGGGCAAGAGCAGCAGGAUCGAGGAAGGGGGAGCAGCAGUGGAGCUUCAGGGAGAGCCAGAGGGGGCAGGGGAGAGGGAAACGGUUGUAGAGGGGGAGGUACAGGUGGGGAGGCCAGAGGAGGAGGAGAAGGUGUUGUUGGUGGUGGAGGAGGUGGUGAAGGGAAGGACGAAGGGGACGGGGAGGAUUGCGGAGGUUUGAAUUUGGCAGACAGCUCCCAGCGAUGCGGAUUGAAACGUAAAAGUGAGGAAUUAGAGAACUUGGGGAGCGCCAUGCAGAUAGUGGAGGACCUGUCCAUGUUGCCUGCGAUGAUGCAAACGAAUGUUGGAAACCCGGCGGUGGCCGUUCCGGCAGUGGUACCGGGAGCGCCCGUCAAACAAGGGGCUGGGGGUGGAGACGGAGACUACCAGCUGGUACAGCACGAGGUGCUAUGCUCCAUGAAGAACACGUAUGAGGUUCUCGACUUCCUGGGCCGGGGAACGUUUGGCCAGGUGGUCAAGUGCUGGAAGCGCGGCACGGGCGAGGUGGUGGCGGUCAAGAUUCUGAAGAACCACCCGUCGUACGCCCGGCAGGGCCAGAUCGAGGUGAGCAUCCUGGCCCGCCUGAGCGGGGAGAAUGCAGACGAGCACAACCUGGUGCAGGCCUUGGAGUGCUUCCAGCACCGCAGUCACACCUGCUUGGUGUUCGAGAUGCUGGAGCAGAACCUGUACGACUUUUUGAAGCAAAACAAGUUCAGCCCACUGCCGCUGAAGGUGAUCCGGCCCAUCCUGCAGCAGGUGGCCACGGCCCUGAAGAAGCUUAAGGCCAUGGGGCUGAUUCAUGCUGACCUUAAGCCGGAGAACAUCAUGCUGGUGGACCCAGUGCGGCAGCCCUACCGGGUGAAAGUGAUAGACUUUGGCUCAGCCAGCCAUGUCUCCAAAGCAGUGUGCUCCACGUACCUCCAGUCACGCUACUACAGGGCUCCGGAGAUCAUUCUGGGGCUGCCGUUUUGUGAAGCCAUAGACAUGUGGUCGCUGGGCUGUGUGAUCGCCGAGCUCUUCCUGGGCUGGCCACUCUACCCUGGGGCCUUGGAGUUUGAUCAGAUACGUUACAUUUCUCAGACGCAGGGGUUGCCCGGGGAGCACCUGUUGAAAGUGGGGACAAAGACGUCUCGCUUCUUCUGCCGGGAGUCAGAUUCCCCCUAUGCAGCGUGGAGACUGAAAUCCACAGAGGAUCACGAGACGGAGACGGGGAUGAAAUCAAAGGAAGCCAGGAAGUACAUCUUCAGCUGUUUGGAUGAUAUUGCGCACGUGAAUUUGGUGAUGAAUUUGGAAGGCAGUGACUUGUUGGCAGAGAAAGUGGACCGUGGAGAGUUUGUGAGCUUGCUGAAGAAGAUGUUGUUUAUUGACGCAGAGAAGAGGAUCACCCCAAGUGAAGCGCUCAACCACCCCUUUGUCACAAUGCAGCACCUGUUGGAUUUCCCCCACAGCAACCAUGUGAAGUCCUGUUUCCACAUCAUGGACGUUUGUCUGUCACGGCCUGGCGUGCAUGACACUAUUAACCGCAAUAAGGCCACCUAUAUCCGCCCAGUGACCACCACCGCAGGGCCCACCCUCACUGUGCCAUUCAGCAAAAUGGCUGGCUGUCACACACAGGCUAUGGCCCCAUCAGGCCCUUCAGUGAUGCACCCUGGGAUAGCGCUGCAGACAGGAAAUGCGCAAUUCGGCUGCACUGACUCGUUCCAGCAGGCACUCAUCUUAUGUCCUCCAAACAUGCAAGGAAUCCCCACCAACCCCGGCAAACCGGCGGGCUACUCUGUCCGCAUGGAGAGCACGGUUCCAAUGGUCACCCAAGCCCCCACCAUUCAGCCCAUACAGAUCCGACAGGGAGUUAUCACUCAGCAGGCUUGGUCCAAUCGCGGCCAGCAAAUCCUGGUCCCAGCCUGGCAGCAGGUGACGCCGGUGGCCCCACCGCCCACCUCGCUAGCCUCGGACUCUGUGGCGGGUCCACCGAGACUGGCAGACUGGGGGAAAGUUCGUCCCCAUGGCAACCAUUACAGCUCCAUGCUGCCCCACCCCCAACCACUCCUAACCAACCAAAUGACCAUGUCAGCCCACCAGCCCAUCAGCAUAGGCAUCGCCCAUGUGGUGUGGCCUCAGCCCGCCGCUAACAAACGCAACAAGCCCUGUGUCAACAGGAGCAACAACUUCACACACAGCACAAACACCCAAAGCUCAGUGUACCAGGGCCCAAAGAUGGCCCCCGUCAUCAAGAACGUGGAAGUGGAGACCGUAGAGCGACGGAACUACGCGGAGGCUGAGCGCAGAGAGCGCGUGUCGGACCGGACAGACACAAGCGUGGAGGAGGAAGAGCCCAGCUGUUGCAAGGUGGAGGAGGAGGAGGAAGAGGAGCUGGUGGUGGCGAAGAAACAGCAGCGGCAGGCCAUGGUGAUCGCCGACUCACCGAGCCCGGCGGUCAGUGUCAUUAGCAUCAGCUCGGACACAGACGAGGAGGACCAGCCACAGAGGCACUCGAUCGGGGAGUGUAAGGGCAGCCCCGAGUGUGAGGCGUGUCAGAGCACCCUGAACAUGGAGCGCGUGUGUUCCCUCAGCAGCCCAGAGUCCACCCUCAGCACCAGCUCCUCCGCCUCAGUGCAGUCCAGCGGCUCGCCCUGCAAACGACCCAACAGCAUGUCUGAAGACGAGCAGGAGAGCGGCUGUGACACGGUGGACGGCUCGCCGGCCUCCGACUCCUCCGUGCACAACGAGAGCGCCGCCUUCUUGGAGGGGCGCUACAUCGCCGACAGCAACCACAACCGCAACCGCAAGGCCUGCGUCACCGCGGAGACGGAGGUCAGCAAGCCGCCGGUGCGCACCAUGGUGGUGCCGCCCAUGAGGAUGCAGAACAACAACAUGGUCAGCCAGCAGAACAUCAACGCAGUCUUAGAAUCUUCAUGCCCAUUCAAAGGGCGCAAUGGACACGGCAGGCUGGCCCCGCUCUCUACGCAGUUCCUCAACCGCUCUCAGAAGAUCCCCGCAUUCCAGCAUCAGCAAGCUCCCCAGCAUCUGCAGCAGCAGCAGCAGCAGCCGCCGCCUCUCACCUAUGGGCAGGUGCAGCAUUACAGCUCCUCCCACCAGGAGUGGAACGGCAACUACAGCCACCGGCGACCGCAGGCCUACAUCCCGCCCACCAUACAUGGCCACACCUUCACGCUGUCGCACGGCAGCCCCACCCACAAUUCGGGCCACCACCACCCUCCUCCGCCGCCACCUCCACCUCCUCAUAUGGGCAUCCACCCGCACGCCCAGCCCACCCUGCUCUCAUACCCACCCUCGGGCCCCCUGGUCACGGCCCCCAUGGCCCACCUGCUGGCCUCGCCUGGGGCCACGCGGGGCAGUCACGUCCUGCAGCCGGCCUACAGCAUCUCGCACCCGGCCACCGGGCACAUCGUUCACCAGGUGACCGUGGGGCUCAACCCGCGGCUGCUGCCCUCGCCCACACUGCACCCGCAGGGCCAGUUCAAGCCCCUCUUCCCCCCGCACUCCUAUAUCGCAUCGCCCGCCUACGCCAGUUUCCCCCUCAGCCCCACCAAACUCAGCCAGUAUCCCUACAUCUAAGGCCCCCUCCCGGGGUGGCCUACUGCGGGAGAGCCCCUCCCAUCUGCUGCCAUUACGCCCCCACCUCCAUCACUGGCCUGCUGGGGCCGAGAGGGGCCUUCGCUGAAAACACAAACCACCACCUGGUUCUCAUGCCCAAAGCCAUGGCACACCAGAGAAAGCAAGCUAUAUUUUUGAAUCAUGUUGACUUUGGUGCAAUUGAACUUUGAGCUUUAAAAAAAGAAAAGGAAAAAAAAUGGUUAACACGGAGAAAAAAAAAUUGUCUGGAAGGUGUGUAGCAAUUACAAAGAAGGGGAGGGGAUCAGUUGAGACAGAAGAUUAAGGAAUUCAUGGACAAAGAAUGAACGAAUGAUUGAAUGAAAUGAGUGAAAUAAGAAACACUUUUAAUGUGUUUUGCACAUUUGAUACACUUUCUCAUCGGAUCUUCUAUGAGUGCUCCUCUAAACAGGUGAAAAAUAUAGGGCGCGUUGAGAAAAAAUAAAUCACAUUUUCGCACCGCCCCAUCCCAAACCUAUUUUUCUAUAUUGCCUUCUUCUAACUUGUGCAGGACACAUCUACAGUCGUAAAAAAACACCCCAGUUAUCCCUUUCAAAAAUGGCCAACAGAUGCACAUGUGUCCACAGUUUGGUGUUACGCGUUUCGAGUAUUUGUACCUUUUUCAGUGUCCUUGGUGUUUUCAGUGUUGAGUACACAUACCAGAUUAUAAAAAAAGGUUGUUCCCCCACGCUGCAUGUGUUCUUGCAUGAGCAGAAAUGUUAACAGAGAGAUGCCUAGACGUUGCUCUUAAUGUUUGUGUCCCCACAAUCGCUGCAUUGUUGAUGUGUCCCCACCCAUAGUGCCUUAAAUAUUUCGUAAGUCGUUCAUGUUACUACUUAUAUACAAAUAUAUAUAUAUAUACACAUAUGUACUGGACUGCAGCACUUGAAAUUCAAAUCAGUCCAUGCAUUCGACGUGUGUGUAUAUGUAUAUACAUAUAUAUCAUACACACAUAUAUAUAUAUAUAUAUAUAUAUAUAUAUACACACACUCUCUCAGAUAAUAGUAUUCAUGCAUAGAUAAGCAUGGAUGUGAUGCAUUGCGAGUACAGUGCAGUGCUUAUUUUUGGAUUUAGUGUAUAUUGGAGAGUAGUGAGUUACUUGUUGUUCCUUAAUAGGAGAACAGCAUGCUUUGCUUUCGCGAAUGCUCGCUGUUCAGUUUUAAAUGUUCAUAAUUUGUCUUUUUGUUACCUUCCCUGAUCGAAAUUAGUGUACAAAGAGCAAGCGUUGAAUAUAGCUUAAUGUUUGAUAAUCAAUUUCUAUUUAGUAAAACUCUUACUACUAACAGUAUUUGUACUGUUUAAUGAAACUGCAAUACAAUCUAAAUAGUUGUUGAUUUUUUGGUUUGUUUGUUUGUGUCCGUGUAUUUUGAGUUUGUUUGAUUGGGUUGUUUUUAAUUUUCCUAGUUGUGUAGAAGUAUGGUGGGCAUGGCUUUGACUAGAUGAAGACAAAAAUGCAAGUAGGUCUUUGAUUCAUGGUAUGGAUUCAUCUUAGCCGGAAAAGACCAUGCAGUAUUUGAUAUAGACUCAUAUAUAUAUCGGAGUAUAUAUAUAUAUAUAUACAUAUAUAUUACAUAGAGCUAGUCUAUUUAGUGCUGAAGCUUGACAAAGGUGUGAGUUUUACAGUGCAAUUUUCUCAUUUAUGCAUGUGUGACAACUUUAACUUCCCCUCCCCUCCUCACCCUCCUCUUUAUUUUACCAUUUGUUUCAAAGCUUAUUGGUGUCGACUGCUUAUUUUAUACAUUCCGUCAGGGAGAAAAGUAUAUAUAUAUGCUGUGUGGGUUUUUAAUUUUCCAGUUUGUUUUGCUAGUUGCGUGUGUAAAGGUUGUUUUGUGUUUUUUUUUUUUUGUCUCUUACUUUCAAAAUGAAGUUGCUUGUGGAGCACCAAAGACUGUAAUUCAUUUCCUGAGCAAGGUAGCUACUCGUUUGUUCGUUUUGUUUUUUCUGCAUAGACCUCAAGUAUACUGUAGGAAUUAUAGUCACGGGGUAAAUUAAAUGGUAAAAAAAGCGGCUGAGGUUAUGUUUAGCUUCUUGAGCGAGUAAUAAGUCGUAUCAUUUAUCUUGAAUGUAUCAUAGAUUAAGCUGCUAUGUAAUGAUUGCCACUUCAAAUAGCUGUGAAAUGAGGUGAUUUUGUUUUCUCUUUGUUCAUACCUAGCAUUCUUUUUUUUGUGUAGGUCUCUCUAAUUACCUGAAAUAGAAGUGUUUUUUCCUGAUUUUUAAUAUAUAUUUUUGGCUUUCAUUGGUUGGAGUGUCAUUGUAACUACUGUAAUGCUGAUAAUGGAUAUUAGUUGCAUCUGUUUAUGUUUUAGGGUGUGUGUUUGUUUGGAAUCAGUAUUUUAUCCUCAUUAACCUUUUUGGGCUCAUCACUGCAUAUAAAUGGAUGUAUCGAUGUAACUUAAUUUUUGUAUGUUUUCAUAUUGGUGUUUUUGUUUGUGUUGACAUGUAACAGUUCUAGCUUGCAGGAUUGAUUUAACUUUUUACGUUCUAGUAGUUCAGAUUCUACUAACAGACUUUAGACUUUGAAUGGGGCUCUGCACUGCUCUGAGAUGUCUUUCGAGUGAAUGAUACUGGUGAAGGGACUGUGUGCGAUUGCUUUUGUUACAUCACUCGUCACGAAGCACUUCUUAGUCAAUGCAGGAGUUUCCGUUGGAAUUGGGGGUCACCUAGGGUUGCUUUCUGUGUCGAGGAUAUGAGAUAUGAACUUGUCUCUCGCGUACCAAACCAUGAAAUCUUUACUGUACUUCUCUUUUCUUUUUUUUUUCUUUCUUUUUUUUUUUACCUGAGAUCCAAUUCUGUCCCAUUCAAACUGUUAAUGUAUCUGUUGAUCAAUUAACUAGUGUGGAAAGAGGAAAGGCGGGGAAAGAAUCAGUUGUUUAAUAUCAAAAACAGAACUUGUAAGAGCAAACCAUGCCAGUUCCUUGUUUUUCCACGCUGAUGUUGAUGGUGUUAUUUACUGUUUACGUGCCUUGAGAAUUUGUGGUUAAGAGCAUUGAAAAGAAUGUUGCUGCCCUCUCUUGCUCUCUCUCUCUCUCUUUCUCCAUCUCUCCCCGUGCUGGUGAGGUGGUGUAUCGAGAUCCAUUACAGAUCAGUUUACCCAUGCAAAAAGGAUACAAUACACACACAUGCACAUACACGAGGGACAGAUCGACCAAAAAACACAAAAUAGACAAAAAAAUUACUAUUUCAGUCAUUCCAGGGAUCGAAAUACACCUUAAGGAAAAAUGUUGUUACUUGCCAGCUUCUGCAAGCUCCCUAGACUGUUCUAUUGUCCACAGCAGAAGUAAAAAGAGAGAGGAAAAAAAAACCUUGAGAAGAAUAGACCUCAAGCAGAAAGGGCACCUGCGCCCCACUGUUGAAACCUGCUCUUUUUUCUUGUAGCUCGGUGACUGGGUAUUGCUAUACUGUUAAUUUGUUGUUCGUGCUGGACACGUGGCCUGGUAGUUUUGGCCUUGCAGUCUUUGCACUCUUUUUAAGUGUUCUUAGAUCUCACUGGGGUCCAGCUCUGCACCUGUCCGACACAGAUUCACAUGUAUACACACACACACACACACCGCAGUGACCUGCUGUCUCACACCGCGCACACGCACCGUGCAUGUCUGUAGUGAGGUCCACCCAUGUGUAGUUAUAGUUUUUGAGUGCCACCGUUGAACACUCUCCAACUCCUAGGGCUGUACAAAACAAGGCCGACCUUGCCUUUGUCCUGUGGUGUGCAAACUUUGACUAGCUUCUUGAGCUGCUCUGUGCUUUAACAGUAGGUGUUGUGGAAUACACUGUUUGGUUGGUAGUGACUCACUAGUGAUCACUAGUGAUCAUCUUGACUGUUGAGGAAUGGCCAAAGACCAGUGGUUCUUUUUUUCCCGACUGAUCUGAAAAGCAUGGCCUUUGUCUCUUCCUCCCCCAAAUGCUUCAUGUCUAAACCAUAGCUGUAUUUCGAUUCCUGAAGUGGCAAUCACCAGCGACUAUUCAUGCACAGUUUCCGAUGUUCUGUAUAUUUAAUGAAAAUCAACGGGACAAUUGUUUAUUUCACUAAUCAGCAGUACGAAUAUGAAAAACGUAUUUUAUCUGUUUUUUCUUUUUCUUUUAACAAGACGUGUUAAAAACGGCCGUUUUUAAUUGCCUCUAUGAUUGCUUUUAACAUUUGAUUUGACACCUUUCAAAUGGUAUUAUGCUCUUAAAGUGAAUUCAGGGUCUUUAUAUUAAUCUGACAUUGCUACUGUUAUCCUGAUGCCCAUACUACUCAUUUGAGCGGCUUAUUUUUGAUCUACUUCUAACAGUUAUACAGGUUGCUUUAAGAACUCACUUAAGUCUGAAAAAGUUAAUUCACGCUGCAAGUUAUAGAAUCACCAUUUUAAGAUUACUCAUCGAAGAGGCUUGAUUACUCGAUCUAAACUGUUACUGUUUUAAGGAUUCUUGGAUUUUAUUUCUGUGGCUUUAUUCUUUUCUUUUUUUUUUUCCCUUUUUGAUUUGCUCUUUUUUGGGUUUAUGCUACACUAGUUUGCUAUGUAGCAAUUGCACUGUGCAAUAUUUGACAGAAUGAGGACUGGGAAAAAAUACCCUCUGUAAUGUCUACAGUUUGCGAUAGUGUUUCCUCUCUAGUUCUCAGUCAUUUAGAUGUGACCAAGCCUUCUCUCCUUUGUCACAUUGAGCGGGUUUUCCAGGUGACUAUUUUGGUGAGUGUCAAAAUAAAACUUUAUGGUGUAUUAUCGUCAAGAUUCACUUUGAAUUAAAAAAAAAAAUCUA
This is a messenger RNA of Clupea harengus (Atlantic herring), 9963 nucleotides long. RefSeq names its product homeodomain interacting protein kinase 3b (gene hipk3b). Lineage: Eukaryota; Metazoa; Chordata; Actinopteri; Clupeiformes; Clupeidae. The record is from RefSeq and is a predicted model, not a curated record. The transcript has 17 exons. Bases 1234 to 5190 code for a protein of 1318 amino acids. Gene Ontology annotation, cellular component: PML body; nucleus; cytoplasm. Gene Ontology annotation, molecular function: protein tyrosine kinase activity; ATP binding; protein serine/threonine kinase activity. Gene Ontology annotation, biological process: peptidyl-serine phosphorylation; peptidyl-threonine phosphorylation.